UGUUGCGCGGAGACCGGAAAAAGGAAACGCUCAUUUUGCACUUUGCAGUCUGCUGUCGGGAGACACGCAUCGGGCAAGCAAACAGGGAAUGCAUGUGUAAAAUUCACCAAGGACGGACCCUCUGGAUACAGUAAAUGUUACUGUAACGACUUGGCGCGAACAAGGACUUUCCCUAAGUGCAGCAAGCAAUGAUGGAAGGAGAAGCAGCUUACGAGCCCCCAACAGCAGCCCCCACAUUUAGUUAUGAUGAGGUGUUCCCGGCGCUGCCCGAAUCGGCGCCCGGUGCCCAGCCCUCAUCCAACCAGAUGGGACAAUGGAACAACAAAAUGCGCGUCGGCUCGUCCGUCGUCACCCAGGUCUUCAGAGUGCCUUACGAGGAGCGCAAACUGGACCUUAGUGAACGCUUCGGAGAAGGCGAUUCUAAGGGCAUCUGUCAUGACAUAAUGGAUGAGACAAACGCGCACAUUGAGAUUUCGCAAUCUAAAGACCAGUCGCUGACAUUCCUGGUCACCGGCAAGCAGAGCGCCGUGUUGGAGGCUCGUAGAAAGAUUCUCACGCAUUUUCAAACCCAAGCCAGCACCACUAUCAACAUCCCCAAGGAAUACCACCGCUUCAUCUUAGGCAAGGGUGGCAACAAGCUGAAGGACCUGGAGAAAGCAACAGCCACGAAAAUCUCUAUUCCCCCAACGGCUGACUCUUCUGACAAAAUUGUAAUCACUGGCACCAAGGAGGGCAUUGAGAAAGCAGUCCAUGAAAUCAGAGUGACCUCGGACGAGCAGUCCAAGCAAGCCUACGAGAGGCUUGAUGUGCCAAAGGUAUACCAUCCCUUCAUCUCCGGUGCCCACAAUGACAACCUGACCGCCCUGACGAGUGAAACUGGUGUCCGCAUCAACAUCCCACCCCUCUCUGUCCAGAAGGAUGAAAUCACCAUUGCUGGCGAAAAGGAGGGCGUUCUCCUGGCAAAGCAGAGGAUCCUCAGCAUCUACAACGAGAUGGCCAAGAAGUGCACAACAGUAUCAGUGGAAGUGUCCAAGUCCCAGCACAAAUACGUGAUUGGGCCACGAGGAAACACAAUUGCUGAAAUUUUGCAGGAGACGGGGGUGAGUGUGGAGAUGCCUCCAAGUGACAUUGCCACUGACACCAUCACCCUUCGAGGACCUCAGGACAAACUUGGACAAGCCUUGAGCAUGGUUUACCUUAAGGCCAACUCGGUUCGCACAGCCACUGUUGGUGCGCCUGCUUGGAUCCACAAAUAUAUCAUUGGACGCAAAGGUGCCAACAUCAGAUCCAUGACUCAAGACCUCCCCAAAGUGCAUGUUGAAUUCACAGUUAUCAAUGACAAAGAAGGCAAAAUCAAGAUUGAAGGCCCUCCUGAGGAAGUCGAAAAAGCACAAAGGGCACUUGAGGAUAUGGUGAAAGAUUUGACCUCCAAACUGACUUUUGAAGAGAUUGUUGUGGACCCCAAAUUUUACAAGCACAUCAUUGGAAAGAGUGGAGUCAAUAUUAAUCGAAUUAAGGAGGAAGCUGGAGUUGUGAUCAACAUUUCUGAUAAUGAUGGCAAGAACAUUAUCCGCAUUGAAGGAAACCAGGAGGGGGUUGCUGCUGCCAAAAAAGAGCUGGAGGAAACAGUGCACAAAUUGGAAAACGAGAAGGAACGGGACAUAAUCAUUGAUCGGCGGUUCUACAAAACUCUGAUUGGCUCCAAAGGCGAGAAGAUCAAGGAGGUGCGUGAAAAGUUCAACCAGGUGCAGAUCACGAUUCCAGGCCCAGGUGACAAGCGGGAUGUAGUCAAGAUCCGUGGAGUUAAAGAUGAUGUUGACAAGUGCUACAAGUAUAUGCAGAAGCUGGUGAAAGAGCUAGGCGAAAACAACUUUGUACUGGAGGUGCCCAUUUACAAGCAGUUCCACAAGUACAUCAUAGGUAAGGGGGGUGCCAACAUACGCAAGAUCAGGGACGAAACUCAGGCAAGGAUAGACCUACCCGGGGAGGGUGAAAAGAGUGACGUCAUUACCAUCACUGGCAAGAAGGAGAGUGUUGAGGAGGCUAGGGACAAAAUCCAGAAGAUUCAGAAUGACAUGGCCAACAUUGUGAGCGAGGACAUCACAAUUCCUCCAAAGCACUACAAUUCCCUGAUUGGUGCUGGUGGCAAGCUUAUCCAUGCCAUCAUGGAGGAGUGCGGUGGAGUGACCAUCAAGUUCCCACCGGCCGAGAGCAACAGCGACAAAGUUACCAUCCGUGGCCCCAAGGAUGACGUGGAGAAGGCCAAGCAACAGCUGCUUGAGCUCAGCACUGAACGCCAACUGUCUGGCUUUUCGGCUGAGGUGCGUGCCAAACCCCAGCACCAUAAAUUCCUCAUUGGAAGAAAUGGCGUCAACAUCAAGAAGAUCAGAGACUCAACUGGUGCUCGUAUCAUGUUCCCAACGGACAAAGAUGAUGACAAAGAAGUAAUUACUAUUGUUGGGAAGAAGGAGGCAGUCGAAAAGGCCAAAGCUGAGUUGGAGGCUACCAUCAAGGAGAUUGACAAUAUUGUGGAAAGCGAGAUGCGCGUAGACCCAAAAUACCAUAGGCACUUUGUGGCAAGGCGAGGCGAAGUGCUGCACCAGAUUGCGGACCAGUAUGGUGGUGUGAUGAUUUCCUUCCCCAGGGCGGGUGUCACUUCUGAUAAGGUGGUACUGAAGGGCUCUAAGGACUGCGUGGAGGGAGCCAAGCAGCGCAUUGAAGAGAUCGUCCAGGACCUGGAGUCGAUGGUGACAAUUGAGUGCGUGAUUCCCCAGAAGCUGCACCGCACAGUGAUGGGCGCCAAGGGCUUCAAGGUGCAGGGCAUCACCCAGGAAUUUGACGUGCAGAUCAAGUUCCCCGAGAGAGACAAUGUAAACAACGGCAAACAGGAAGGGGAGCAAGUCAACGGUGGCGACAGUAGAACCAGCGACACGAUCCGUAUCACUGGCAAGCGAGAGAACUGUGACAAGGCUAAACAGGCGCUGCUUGACCUCAUGCCCGUGACUAUUGAGGUCAACGUGCCCUAUGAGUAUCAUCGUUCCAUCAUUGGCCAGAAGGGUCGCGACGUGCGUGAAAUGAUGGAGAAGUAUGAUGUGCACAUUGUGCUCUCACCUGCAGACCAGCGACUCGAUGUCAUCAAAAUUUCUGGAACACCAGCCUGCGUUGCUAAAGCCAAGGAGGCUGUUGAGGAGCGUUGCAAGCAGCUCGAGGAGGACCGUCAUGACAGGCAGCUGCGUUCCUUUGAACUCAAGCUUGAGGUUGACCCUGACUUCCAUCCAAAGAUAAUUGGCAAGCGCGGUGCUGUGAUCACGAAAAUUCGUCAGGACCAUGAUGUGCAGAUAAACUUUCCAAAGAAGGGUGAUGCUGAGGAGCACAUCAUCACUAUCACUGGCUACGAGAAGAAUGCUGAGUCUGCUAAGGAGGACAUUCUGAAAAUUGUCAAUGAGCUGAACAAGAUGGUUAAGGAGCAGGUGUCGAUCGACCACAGGGUGCACGCGCGGCUGAUAGGCCAGCGUGGCAGGGCCAUUCACAAAGUGAUGGAGCAGUACAGUGUCGACAUAAAGUUCCCUAGGAGCACUGAUCCCGACCCAAGUCUUGUUACCAUCAUCGGUGCUGAGGAUAAUGUGGCUGACGCCAAAGAGUAUCUUCUUAACCAGACCGAGGAAUACAUGCAGGAUGUGAAUGAGCAGAUGGAGCUGCAGCAGUACACGCGGCACCCGUCGCGCACUGACAAAGAUGCUGCGGGCGGUGCCGGCCCCGGAGAAACAGGGUUUGUGGUGAAGGGCGCCCCAUGGGAACAGCCGCAGUCGACGCCCAACACAUCCAGCAUUGAGGACUUCCCCUCGUUCGGUGGCGAUAACCAGGGCUCUGCUCCAACCACCAGCGGCCCAUGGGGCCCCAGGCGCUAAUUCUUCGCCCCCUUCAGCUCGCUUAGCCUCUAGCCACACAGUCGAGAAGCUCAUCUAGCUCAAUAACCGAUUUAAAGAAGAAAAGAAAUUACACAUAUACACGAGAAUAAUUCAAACAUAAACACAGUUUCCAGUUUUUAGUUUGUCUUGGGGUGGUGAAAAUUGAUUUGAUUUUUCCAGCUAUUUUAUCCUCCUUAGUUUUAAUUAUAUUGUUUUUUACUACACGCGUAAUCCAUUUAACGAUAUAAUUAUUUAGCAAUGGUAAUUAUUCUCAUUAACCAAGAAAGCAACAAAAAAAAAAUCACAAAAGAGCAAAGAAUGUUGCAAAAAUUUAAAUUGAAAUGCAAUUCCUUCCUCACUGGCUCGCUGCAAACCGACCUUGGCCUGCCUUUCUGGACUUUGAUUGACGGAUAAUGUUUGGACGUUGACACGAGUCUUCCUGUAAUGCUGUUUUGAGAAAAACAUUUGAGAUCAUGUUUGUGUAUUCGAAAAACAUUUCGGAACCCGGUAGUAAUUUUUCCGUUAUGCUGCAGAUUAAUUGUUAUUACCUUUUAAUGAUUUAUCUAAACUUUUAUGUUCUUUAGUUACUGUUUGAUAUUUUUUAUUUUUUUUUUCGUCUGUAGCAUUUCUUGGGAAGAGCCAUCCGAGUGAUUUGAACUUAGAAUGUACGAAACCAGUGAUAAAGAAAAAGUGCACGCACGAUUGAUUAAUCGAUUUUAUGCCCGAUUUUCCAUUCUAAGAAAUUUAAGUAAUGUUUACCAACUUUGCGUUUGCUCAUUUUGUAAUUUUCUGAUGAUUAUUGUAAAGAAGCAAUUAUUUUUACUUGCGCGCCAUAUUAACGGGCACUUUCAAAAAUGUUACGGAAAGUAAUUGAGAAAACAGAGAGACACACACGAGGAAAACAAAAUAGACUGACGUUUUUAAAAAAAGAUUAAAUUACCUGCGAAGGUGUAAAAAACAAAAAUAUUACUGAAUAAUAUCCUAUUGCAACUGCAGUUUUUUGUUCUCUUUUUUAAUUGAAACACAUAAACACAGCGAUUCAACUCUAUUAUUGUGUUAAAUGAAUGUUUUUCACGCAUUAUUGUUUUACUUAAAUUUUAUAAAAAUAUGGGAGAAAAGUGAUUUAUGUGUUGCUAUACAUUGCGGAUAAAAAGGAAUCAUUUUUGUUCAAUGCUCUUCAUCAUGAACAACCGAAAAGGAAAUAUUAUUUAUGAAAAAAGUACGCAGAUGAGUGAGUGAACGAUACAAAUUGAUUACCAGCUAACGUCCUUUGAGGAAGAAAGAACUCGAUAAUGAACCUUCACUGGUGCUAUAAAUUGGGCAUAUUAUUGUGAAUCGGGAACUUUGUUAGGGCAUACAAAAGACGAACCUGUUUGAAUUUGCCUGGUGUCUUACACGCGCAUUAUUGUGUACUGUUAAUUGAUAUAUUAUGAAAAAAAAACUAAA
Molecule: messenger RNA, 5354 nt
Organism: Neocloeon triangulifer
Lineage: Eukaryota; Metazoa; Arthropoda; Insecta; Ephemeroptera; Baetidae
Gene: Dp1
Product: vigilin
Exons: 15
Coding region: 189-3908 (1239 amino acids)
Cellular component (GO): nucleus; cytoplasm
Molecular function (GO): mRNA binding
Source: RefSeq, a predicted model, not a curated record